Limulus polyphemus (Atlantic horseshoe crab) is the source of this 3870-nucleotide messenger RNA. RefSeq names its product ubiquinol-cytochrome-c reductase complex assembly factor 1-like (gene Uqcc1). The transcript is spliced from 9 exons. NCBI's taxonomy places the organism in Eukaryota, Metazoa, Arthropoda, Merostomata, Xiphosura, Limulidae. Bases 171 to 1016 code for a protein of 281 amino acids. Gene Ontology annotation, biological process: mitochondrial respiratory chain complex III assembly. Gene Ontology annotation, cellular component: mitochondrion. The record is from RefSeq and is a predicted model, not a curated record.
GUAGACGAACUUCUUUUUUUUUUUAUUAUUAUUCUGAGUAGUGAUUAGGUGAAAGCAAGAUAAAAAUCGAAGUAUUAUGCCACUUUGUCUAGGUCCUAAAUUUUGUCUUAAUUGAUAUUAGUUUAGGGACAGGUUAUUUUUCAUAUCAAGUGUAACCAUCCUGAUACACCAUGAUUCUAUCCUGUCUAAAAGUUCAAGUGGGAUUAUACACUCGUUUCCUACAACCAUUAAAGCAGGAUAUUGUAUUAUAUCAGUGGUGUUGUGCCAUGACUCUUUGCACAAAAGGAAGUGAACUUCAACAUGCUGGGCAUUAUCUUUGUGAAUUGAACCAUCUGCCAAGAUUUCAUGCUUUUGAACGUAUGUUAGGACACUCUUGUAAGUGGAAUUAUCCAAUCAAGAGCAGUUUUCCUGAUGUAGCCACUGGUGGUAUUUUAUCAAAAGUAAGAAGAAAAUUAGGCUUACUAGAAGUUUCCAAAAUGAGAUUGAUGGCUUCUGCAGUUUUUUUAUAUGAAGCUUGUGUUGAUGAUGUGAAUAUUUCCACAUUCUUUACUCGUUAUCAAUUACCAGACACAUUUCUCUCCUGGUUUCUUGUAAUGGAAUUGCAUGUUUGGAUGUGCCUAGUUAGAGUAAUGAAAGAAGGAGAUAAAGGCAGGUUUGUUAGAAAUAAAGUGGUUGAGGCAAUGUGGAAGGAUGUAGAUAUGCGACUUAGUAAAUUAGGGGAAUCCAGUGCAGCCAAGAAAAGAGAAGGCAAGAAAGAACUGCUAAGCCACUUUCAAGCCUCUUUGUUUUCUUAUGAUGAGGGUCUUCUAAGUGAUGACAAAAUCCUUGCUGCUGCUAUCUGGAGGAUCUUAUUUUGUUACUCUUGCACUAGUCCAAUUUUGCUUGAAGAAUUGGUCCAUUAUGUUCGAAAGCAGGUAGACUAUCUUGACUCCCAGAGCAGUGAAGCUAUAAUAACAAAAGGGAAGUUACAGUGGGCUCCUCUGUCUGAGUCUCUGUGUGUUAGAAAAUUUACUUAAUUGUGUUAUUACAUUGUUAGCAAAUUAGUUAACUGAACAUUUCAGAUCAUUUCACACAGUAAUAAAUAGUUUUAAAUAGGAUUUUUACCUUUGGGUUUGAUAUGUGUUUGUAUAGUUUUACUUGAACACAGUGUGAACUUUAUUAGCUAGAAAAUGGAAAAGAAAAAAUACUAAAUUAUAUUUGGAAGCAAAACAGAUGUUUACUAAUAAAUUUUUUUAAUGAAAAUGACAUUUCGUAUGCAUAAAUAUAUAUAUGGUUUUCUUUUUAAUGUUUGUGCAUUUGAUAGCAUUAUGAAAUUAUAGUUCAAAACACCAAAAAUACUUCUUUAAUUUCAGCUUCAUUGAGUUUUGUUUUAUUGUAAAGUAUAGGGAAGAUAUUAGCCUAUUUCUAUAGCUAGUCCAGUAAUUUUUUUUUUAUAACUUUAAGGUUAUAAGUGGGGUUUAUGAAUGCCAUUGGCUUUAUGGUACAUUUUACUAAACUGUUUAUGCUUCAUGUUGCUUGUGGGUACUUUAUUAUGUAUUUGUUGCCUGUUAACAUAGAAAUCAUACAAAAAAUAUAAACAAAUACCGCCAAUAUUUCAAUUUAUCUCACUAAUUAUCUCUGAUAGAUAGCAGGUAGGUUUUAUAAUGACCUACACAAUGAUAUUCUUGACCUUGCCAUCCAUCAACUUCAAUUUCUUUCUAACCUAGAAUGAUAUACCUACCUGCAAAGGUCCCAGCCUGGGUUACUUAUAGUUUCUGUGAACUGCAAAGAUGAUGUUUAGUCAGAGCUAAAUGUAUUAGAGGUCCAGUAGCUAUGUUUGUGGCAGAAGAAUGCUUUAAAGCAUCAGUGGCACAGUGCUAUUCAAGGAAAGAACCAGAUCUUCUGGGAGCAACCUGUAUAGUUCAUUAUAUUGAUUCUGGGGCUAACUGCUACUAUUAGUGCCUGAGGAUAAAUCAUAACAACUAAUAAUAGUUGUGAAUGUUGGACCAAGAAGAAUCAAUGCAUUAGACAUUUGGUGCUACUGCAGAAUGCUGGAAAAGCAGAAUCCCAAAUAUAGAAAGUCCCCAGAAUUAAUUGUGAAAGCUAAUACAUGAAGAACACAGCUAGUUGAAAAAUGGUACUUGCUGAACAUGAGCAAGGAACAAGUGUCAAAAUAUCUUUCUUUAUUCAUCUUAGAAGGAAGAAUAGAAGGCAGCAGUGGUAAAGUUAAUCAGUGAUGCACAUGGCUGGAUGUCAUUAAAGAAUGGUUAAAUAUCAAAGAACAUUUAUGAAGGAAAAGUUUGGGUGAACUGGAAGAUCAUGAUUUCCAACCUUUGGUCAAAGAGGGUACAAUGAUUGAUUGAAUUACUGCUGGGGUUCCCUAUUUAUUUUACAUAGAAAAUGAGUGAAUAUGCUUAAUUUUCAUUGGCGAGUUCUUUGCAUUGAAUGUUGUAAUAGGCAAAAGCAUUAUAUGUCUUGAUAUGAUGAAUAUGUGGAUCCCACUGAUAGUGGAUUUGAGGAUUAACACAUCCAAAUGCACAAUUCAUAGUACCUUUCAGUGAAAUGCUAGAAGCUUGUUCAGUAAUUUACCUUAGUUUUAUGAUCUGAUGGAACUAUUAUUCACAGACCAGCUUUAAAAAAAAAAAACAGAAAGAGGGAGAAUAUUCUCCCUUUUAUAUAUAAUGGCUAUGUGGGUCUGUUGAUAUGUGUUCAUUGACCUUCACUUUUGAGCAUGAACAGGAGGUCAUUAAGGUUUUCAUAGCAUGUUUAAUUUUGUUAUAUAUUAUACAGAUCAUUCUAAUUUGUAGAAUAUGUACAGUAAUACUCAUUUUCAAACAUAAAGUAUAAGUCAUCAGAGUAUAAACAUAAGAUUUUUAGAUUCAAAAUAUUGGCCUUCUUCUUGUAGAUGUUCACAAAUGUUUGUCUCUCCAGAUAGUUAAUUAAAACACCAAAAAGUAUUAAGAUAUCUGAACAAAACGUUUUACGUGUAGAGAAACAGCCAAUUAAAAUAAAAGGGUCGGUCAUAUAAAGAUGUGAUGUUGACAAAAAGUUAUAUAAAAGGGCCCAUGUAAAAGUGAAUAAGUUAAAGAAGUAAAAUUGAGGGACAUUUGGCCUCCUUUUUAAUCACAAUUAAUAUUGGUUCCACAUUUGUUUCAAUAGUUUGCACCUCCAUUGAUUUUAGUAAAUUACCUUCUAUAGAAAUAUGGGUAUUUUAACACUCCUUGUUCAUUUGCCACCUAUUAAAACAGUACAAAAAGCAUAUUUAGAAAAAAAUCUAGUUUUACCAUGAAUCCAGAGAAGAUUAAUAAAAACAAUGGUAGAAUAUCCAUAUCUAGAAAUAAAUUACCAGUGUAAGGAGUGAUAUUUGUUAAAUGACAAGCAUUCAAAAGCUCAUAAUUUUUUUUUUAAAUUUGGCAAAUGAAAAUCUACAUUUAAUAGAUUUAUAUCUUGAAAUGAUAUCCUAAGACUUACUAAUUGGUUCAGAAAAUUGUUGUAUCAUCAGAAUCCCAUUUUGUAGAACUUGCUAUUAUAUAAUGCAGUUUAACACUUCCAUGAAAAACCAUCUGGCCUAUUGUAAUUUUAAUUAUUUUAGUAACUUAAACUUUGUUGUGAAAUGAAAGUAAUUAAAUAUGCAGUCAAAUCGAUUAAACUAAUUGGUUAUAAUAGGACAGUAAGCAUUAAAAGCAUGUAAGAUGCACAUACCAGAUUGCCCAAAAGCAGCUUGAAUGUGUGAGGCAUUUUCUAUGUAAUUGCCAUUAUAAGCAGUCUAUUGUUGGUGAAGUUGGAAUAAAUACAGGUAUGUGAUUAAACGUUGCAGGUGAAAAUUGUAUAUUCAUAUGUAAAGUUUGUGCAUGCUUCAAAAGAAUAAAUAAAAAAGUUAAAUAAUAUUCA